CGGAGGCCGGGCACGGCGCUGCGGGAGGCGGGACGGGCUCGGAGGAGCGGAGCCUCCCGGAGCUCUUUGUCCUGGGGCCGAGCAUCCCCUCCCUUGUGCUGUCCGAGGGCGACGAACUCCGCCCGGCCGGCGUUGGGGGCGCGGACGCCCGUCUGCCCCCCGGGGGCUCGGGGGUCGCGGCUCCCCCGUGCCGGCUCCCCGCCAUGGCCUUCACCUUCGCCGCUUUCUGCUACAUGCUGUCGCUGGUCCUCUGCGCCGCCCUCAUCUUCUUCGCCAUCUGGCAUAUAAUUGCCUUUGAUGAGCUACGGACAGACUUCAAAAGCCCUAUAGAUCAAUGCAACCCAGUCCACGCAAGAGAGCGACUGAGAAAUAUUGAGCGUAUUUGCUUCCUCCUGCGAAAACUGGUGUUGCCGGAGUACUCUAUCCAUAGCCUUUUCUGCAUAAUGUUUUUGUGUGCCCAAGAAUGGCUCACACUGGGGUUAAAUGUUCCUCUGCUUUUUUAUCACUUCUGGAGGUAUUUUCGUUGCCCAGCAGAUAGUUCAGAACUAGCAUAUGAUCCACCCGCAGUCAUGAAUGCAGAUACCUUGAGUUACUGUCAAAAAGAGGCCUGGUGUAAGCUAGCUUUCUAUCUCCUUUCUUUCUUCUACUAUCUUUACUGCAUGAUCUACACUUUGGUGAGCUCUUAACUGAAAUACCAUCAUUGAAGACUGAAAACAACAAAGGCUGUGGAGGUACAAGGGUGAGUGAACCAAGUGAUGCAUGAGAAAAAAAAAAAAAAGGAAAAAAAAUAGAGGAAGACUUUGAACCCAAGAAGUAAAUAAAGUAUGUGAAAGAGAGAUCCAGAAGAAGCAGAGUACCAUGAAGAAUGGCUGAGUUAACUGUGUUUAUCUUUUGUUUCUCAGUGUGUUGCAGUAAAUGGCUUUCAAAACCCAAGCAAAACCAAAAAAUGCAACAAGGUGGGCUGAGUUACAGAACUAUUCACCUCUUCAGGGAUAAUGCUACUCAGCUAAAUGCAGUCAUCAUAAACUGUAGCCCCUACUGUCUUCCAGGGAGCAAAGUUUUGUUGUUGUUGUUUUUGCUUUUAAUGACUGUUCUGUUCUGAGGAAGCAGAGGUCAAGAUCAUCAUACACAGCAAGAACAGCUACACAAUAUGUUCUGAAAAUGAGCAUUGACGAAUUCAGAUAAGAUGUGUGCCCAUUCUGCAGGGAUGUUCUUGUGACAUUACUCAAACAGGGAUAUUGGAUCUUGGGAAAUCGUUUACAGGUGUUUUUCUUUUUUUUUUUUUUUUCCAGCCAUAACAAAAAUAACAGAAGAAUUUAGAAAUUACAGUGUUCUGUUUAUAAUGAUAUGCUAUUUCUGUAGAUAACUGUCCAGUAUGUUUCUGUAUUUCAUUCCUGAUGAAUCAAUAGCACAGUAAUAUAUGUAAAUGCAUUGAGAUUGACCUAAGUAUGUCAAGCACUCACCAGAGUAGUGUUCCUCUUACUGCAAAAAAGACUGAUAAAAGCUGCAUAUGUUAAAGAGGAUUGUAAUGUAAAUGUUAUCUUUAGAAUGCUGGAUAACAAAAUGCUGGAGCAGGUGAUCAUGGGCUGUAAUUCUAUUGUGCAGCUUUAUUUCUGCUGUCAAAUUUAAGCUAAAACUAAGGCACAAAAUGUUUUUGUCUCAUACUAGGUGGGUAUUGGAAGUUUUUCUUUUUUAUAAUUUAAAAGUUUUUUUUUAUUAUUAUUAUUUUACCAUAUAAUUUAUAUUUGUCUAUAUAUGUGUUGUAUAUCUUCAUAUAUAUGUGUAUACAAAUGAACAUCUAUAUAAACACAAUCUAUUCAUAUUUUAGGUUUAUCUGUUUGAUUUAACAGGUCAGGAGCAUUAUAUGUCUAGAACUGCUGCUAAGACUAAUAAGACUAGUACCACCACCACACGCACAAAAACUGCUUGGGUCUUGCAUUGUCAAUGAGGUAAUAAAACAUGUUACUAGCAGAGAUGCAGAGUGUGCAAAGAGGCCCAUCUGUAUGGAAACAGCUUGGUUACAGACAGUCUUGUUAGCACUAGCUCAUUGUUCACCCUCCCAAAUUUGUUCUGGGUAUUGAGAUCCAACAGAUUGUUCUUUAGAACUUUGGGCAUGGGAUUUCAGAAGGAGAGGUCCGGUCUCACAUAUUCAGCACCAUCCCUGUACUAACAAAACCUGUUCUAGAGCAUGGUGGAGAAGCAAUGGCUGAAUGCAGUAAUCUCAUGUCUGGCAAGGUCAAAAUGGUGCUGGAGUUACUGUAUGCAUACAGUGACAAGGUUUUUGUUGGUGUAAUCAGACUAUGGUAACAAAAUUAAAUUCUUUUAGCCUGCAAAGUACUGUUGGUGAAUUAAAAACUGUCUGCUUGUGGCCCAUGCCAACUCCUGGGCAUUGCCUGCAAUAGUGCUAACUGGCUUGUGUAAGAAGUAUAUUGGGGUCAUUCUAACAAUAUUUAGAAGAUCAACUUGUUCCAAACACAGACAUUCUUUAAUUUAUCAGUACAGACAUAGCCAAUAAGUCUUGCUGUAUGAAGUUUAACUUCUUACAACCUAGCAUUCCCACUUCUGGGAAGCACACAACAAGGCUGCCAAUUCAGGUUACUUAGGAAGCUAAUUUGAACUUGAUGGUUCAUGAGUUUGGAUUGCACACACUACAGAAGUGGCUAAGUAUGCUCUUGAAAUCACAUUGACCUUGCAAUCUGUAUGGCUGUGUUUGCUUGGAGUGUACUUGAGCUAAGAAACUUUGCAGGGUCAUUACACAGCUAACUCUGAUAAAGUUCUGUUGCCAUGAUAUAAUUAAUGCAAAAUUGAUCAAAAGCUGUAGUUUGUCUUUAACUGAAUUUCUUUUGUACAUACUAUAACUUUAAGCACCUUGUUCUGCAGAAGUAUAGGAGCUAACUUCACAAGAGAAAACCAGCAUCACAGUGAUAACUUCUAAGCAUCUCGCUACCUUAUAAAGCUCUCAAAUCUGAGUAGGUGACUGAAUCUUUCCAGAAUGCAUCAGGGGUAGAAAAAACUGAAGUCAGCUUUUCUACAUUCUAGAUAUAUGCUUUAAAGUCAGUUUCAUGAAAAGUCCUGGUGUGUUUUUGUGAGGCUGAAUGGGUGAAAUUAUGAUCAGGUUUUGCAGGAAAAGACAAUUUUCAAAUCCUGAGCUUUAGGCAUGAACUAGAUCACUAGCAGAUCAGUUGAUUGUCUACAGGGCUCUGUGAGUUUUUGUAACUGGCAUUAUUAUCUAAUCCUUGCCUUUGUACACAAAGAGGCACUUGCAUUCACAGGUCUUCUGAAUGUGGCUUCAGAUGACUGCAAAGGCAUACUGCUUGAACGGACCUGCUAGGUCACUCAGAACAAAUUCUCUGUUUCAGGCAACCUCAUCAAUACUUCUCAAUCAUCACUUGAAAGCAGAAUAGUUGGUUUGAUCCCACUACUGCUGUCAGUGUUUCCAGGAUCUUGCUGCUCUCAUAAUCACAAGUUUUUCUUCAUUUCCAGCUUAACACUUGUUCUUGCAUAAUUCAUCCAUUUGCUUUUGAGCCAACAUUAGUCUAAAUACCCCUUAUCUCAUGACAUUUAACACCCUGAUGCACAGGGAGAACAGUCCUUUUCAGCCUCUAUUUGGUUAGAAGUGAUCUGUCUCUUCUUUCAUCCUCCCAUAGAAAAGCUCUCCAUUCUCCAUGUCUUCUUUAUAAGAUUUCUCUACUGUCUUUCCAGUCAAAUUAAUUUUGCCUAAGAGCGGAUAAUGAAAGCUGUUCAGAGAAUUCUGAAUGUCUUACCCCAUUUCAUCCUUGCUAUGAAAAGACAAUGAAAGCUAACUUUCUCAUUUUUUAACAGAAAUCCUUGUUCAAAAAAAGAAAUCCCACUGUUCUUAAUAACACUUUGUUUCUCUUAAAGAAAAAUUUAAAUUUAAGUCAAUGGAAAAAUCAUCUAAUAUGAGAAUACUUUCCCUUUCCUGGAAUUUAGUGAAGCAGAAAUACUGAGCAGAAAUAACAAAUGAAAGUUGCAAAAACAUUAAUUAGAGUAUGUGGUAAAUGUAAAGCUGUUAUCUCCAACCCAGAACUCAAAAGUAGUAAGUGUCCAAGGUGUAUGACAGUAUAAAGAAGUUGCUGAUACUGUGUGCCUCACAGACAGCAGAGUAAGAUACAGCCCUCAGUGUGUUCAUUGCUCAGUGUUGUUACCCAGUCAGGUUGCAGCAUCUUGCUAGAUUACCCCAACAGACCAACACCAACAGCACUUGGUUGUAGUACAGCACAAAAUCAUUAUGUGGCGGUGCUGCUGUUGUGACAAGUAGACUGCAAUAUUGUAUUCACAGUGGUAUCUAGAUUAAUCAUUUUCUUACAAUGACGGGAUUGAAGCCGUGGAUUUAU
Anas platyrhynchos (mallard) is the source of this 4355-nucleotide messenger RNA. It is a transcript of the gene CNIH3, whose product is annotated as cornichon family AMPA receptor auxiliary protein 3. Gene Ontology annotation, biological process: vesicle-mediated transport. The record is from RefSeq and is a predicted model, not a curated record. Lineage: Eukaryota; Metazoa; Chordata; Aves; Anseriformes; Anatidae.